Messenger RNA from Medicago truncatula (barrel medic), 2386 nucleotides. RefSeq names its product probable rhamnogalacturonate lyase B. The record is from RefSeq and is a predicted model, not a curated record. Gene Ontology annotation, molecular function: carbohydrate binding; catalytic activity. Gene Ontology annotation, biological process: carbohydrate metabolic process. The transcript is spliced from 17 exons. NCBI's taxonomy places the organism in Eukaryota, Viridiplantae, Streptophyta, Magnoliopsida, Fabales, Fabaceae. The coding region runs from base 120 to 2177 and encodes 685 amino acids.
CAUUAACUAGUCAUUAUGAAAAUGUUAACACUUAUUUUAAUAUAAGGUGCAAUAUUGUUCUUUCAUGCAUCUUCUAUGCUUUUAUUUUGUCUGAAGGAAAUACAUUUGUAUUCUAAGAGAUGAUGAAGAUGAACGUGUUGAGUAUGAAGAACAAUAAUGUUAUCUUCUUUUGGUGGUUUGGAAUGAUUGUGAAGUUCUGUUUCUUGCUAUGUGCUUGUUCUCAGAAUACAUCAUUAAGAGGAGGUUUGAAGAAGAUCAAUAACCUGGGAUCCACAGUUGUAGUCAAGCUGAAUACAGAAAACAAACAGCAGUUAGUUGUUGACAAUGGCAUUGUUUCUGUCACUUUGUCAAAGCCGGAGGGAUACCUCAUUGGGAUAUCAUAUAAUGGAAUUGACAAUAUUCUUGAAUCUGAAUACAAAGAACAUGCUAGAGGGUACUUCGACGUUGUUUGGAAUGAACUGGGGAAGCAUGGAAAAGUCCAAAGAAUCCAUGGGACAAAAUUUUCAGUUAUAGUAGCUAAUGAGAAUAUGGUGGAGGUUUCAUUUUUAAGAUCAUGGACAUCUUCCAUGACUGGCAUAGAUGUUCCCAUAAACAUCGAUAUCAGAUACAUUUUCAGAAGAGGUGAUUCCGGAUUUUAUUCAUACGCAAUAUUUGAUCGCCAUGAAGGAAUGCCAGCAGUUAAGGUUGAUCAAAUUAGAUUUGUUUUCAGACUCAAUAAAGACAGGUUCAACUACAUGGCUCUAUCGGAUACAAGGCAAAGAAGGAUGCCAACAAUGAGAGAUGUUAAAACAGGUCAAGUUUUAGCUUACCCUGAAGCAGUUCUAUUAACCAAACCACAUAACCCACAAUUUACAGGAGAGGUGGAUGAUAAAUAUCAAUACUCAUGUGAGAACAUAAAUAACACAGUUCAUGGAUGGAUUAGUCUUGAUUCUGAUCCGACCGUGGGUUUCUGGAUGAUAACACCAAGUAAUGAGUUUCGCAAUGGUGGACCCAUUAAACAAGACCUUACUUCUCAUGCUGGACCUAUCACCCUCUCAAUGUUUGUGAGUCCCCACUAUGCUGGAAAGGAUGUAACCAUGGAAUUUGAAGAAGGGGAGACUUAUAAAAAGGUGUUUGGGCCUAUAUUUGUCUACCUUAACACUGCUUCAAGUGAGAAUGAUAAUGCAACUCUCUGGUCAGAUGCUGUACAACAGUUUUCCAAGGAAGUCCAAAGUUGGCCUUAUGAUUUUCCUCAAUCAAAAGACUACUUUCCACCUAAUCAAAGAGGAGCAGUAUUUGGAAGAUUACUAGUCCAAGAUUGGUACUUCAAAGGAGGAAGAUUUCAAUAUACUAAUAAUGCUUAUGUGGGUCUAGCUUUGCCUGGAGAUGCAGGAUCAUGGCAAACAGAAAGCAAGGGCUAUCAAUUUUGGACUCGAGCUAACGCCAAAGGAUACUUUAAAAUAACUAAUGCUGUGCCAGGUGACUAUAAUUUGUAUGCUUGGGUCCCUGGAUUUAUUGGUGAUUACAAAUAUAAUGCUACAAUCACUAUCACCCCAGGAGGAGUUAUAAAAUUAAAUUCACUUGUAUAUAAUCCUCCCAGAAAUGGACCAACCAUUUGGGAAAUUGGUAUCCCAGAUCGAUUGGCUUCAGAAUUUCAUAUACCAGACCCUUACCCUACUCUCAUGAACAAAUUAUACACCAAAAAACACAGUGACAAGUUUAGGCAAUAUGGAUUGUGGAAACGUUACAGUGAUAUAUAUCCAAAUGAUGAUCUUGUUUACACUGUGGGUGUUAACAAUUAUAGGGAUUGGUUUUUUGCUCAUGUUACAAGAAGCACAGGAAAUAAAACAUAUGAACCAACAACAUGGCAGAUUAUAUUUGAACAUAAAAAUGACAUAAUCAGUGGAAACUACACACUUCAACUGGCCUUAGCUAGUGCUGCUGAUUCUAACCUACAGGUUCGUUUCAAUGACCGCAGCAAAGAUCCACCUCAUUUUGCCACAGGGCGUAUAGGAAGAGAUAAUGCCAUAGCAAGGCAUGGAAUUCAUGGAUUGUAUCGGCUGUUCAGCAUUAAUGUGUCUAGUAACCUUCUUGUGAAAGGAAAGAACAUCAUCUACCUGAGGCAGUCCAAAGCCGAUACUCCUUUCCAAGGAGUUAUGUACGAUUAUAUUCGUUUAGAACGACCACCGGCAAUUUGAUUGUGUUCAACUUCUUAUUGACAAAAUAUGUAUAGACAUAUAAUGUAAUUAUACUUUGUGUGUUUCAAUUGAAUUUAUUUUUUUCAUUUUACAAAGGUCUUGAAGUUAAAAACUCAGCAUCGGCUUAAGCCAUUGCAAGAGACAAUGUGGUUUGGUCUUGCUUGUAAAUUGUUAUUUUACUGCUAUGAUAAUAAAGAUUUUUAAUGUCA